AUGGUUACGGUAGAAAACCGCAUGGCUCUCUCUGCUGUGACUGCUAACCUGAACGAUGGGGUUUUACAUCUUUUGAAAACUCAUGAGUAUUCUCCCGAUCAAAAGAAAAGCCUGUUAGCCUCUAAUGUUGUGUUAUCUUUUGUCGGAAAGAUUCCGGUACCCAAGAUGACAGUAAAGUUUAGUGUGCCACACCGACCAUUAGGGAUAUCUGUGUGCGUUAUUGUUAAAGACAUGCGAGGAAAGGAUUAUGAGGCUAGCAGUGUCAUUUGGAAGUCAAUGUGGCAGAAGGAUUUGUCUAAACACGGGACAAUCAAUCUCCCACCGGUCACAUUUUUGCCCAUAAGCGAACUGAAAUUGGCGUAUCAGUCUUUCGAAGCGCGACGGAAACUUGCGGCUACGUUCGACGUUUUUCUUGCCGACAAGAGAGUGGCCCAUGACAUCUUGCCAAAGUGGCCUGGUGGUCUGAAAACUCUGCGCUCUAUCUACGUUCGUGGAUCCGGCCCAAGCAUUCCGCUCUACUUUGACGAGUUUGAAGUCCCACAGGAAGCAGCUGUGGAAAAUCUCGAGUCCUUGGGGAAGACACGUUCCACGCCCCUUCGUAGUUCCUUAUCUAGCCGCGGAGAUGUUUCUCCUGAACUCCGAUUACUCUCGAAGUACCUAACCAAGGGUUCACCGAAGCUGCCUGUGAACGCAAUUCUUGAGGCUGCUAAAUCCCUUCCCCUGUCAGACGUCGAUGUUGGAAGUUUAUUCGGCAACACGUCUCAUAUUGCCAAAAAAUUGAAAUCUGCAAAGAAGGUUGCAAACACGGAGAAACAUUCCACGAUCAUCCUGUGCAUGCUUUAUGUCUCAGAAACGACCCUUGCCAUCAAGUGA
Dibothriocephalus latus is the source of this 873-nucleotide messenger RNA. The record is from the annotation of a GenBank genome assembly. Lineage: Eukaryota; Metazoa; Platyhelminthes; Cestoda; Diphyllobothriidea; Diphyllobothriidae.